Molecule: messenger RNA, 1569 nt
Organism: Phacochoerus africanus (Common warthog)
Lineage: Eukaryota; Metazoa; Chordata; Mammalia; Artiodactyla; Suidae
Gene: FOXR1
Product: forkhead box R1
Exons: 5
Coding region: 211-1104 (297 amino acids)
Biological process (GO): regulation of DNA-templated transcription
Cellular component (GO): nucleus
Molecular function (GO): sequence-specific double-stranded DNA binding; DNA-binding transcription factor activity
Source: RefSeq, a predicted model, not a curated record
CUGCACACCUGAGCGGGCUCCAACCUAACUCCAUCCCGGAGCGCGGGGAUUUGAGGAAGUGCCUCCCAGGCCUCAGCCUCAGUCUCUCCCGACUCUCGCCCACCCUGUGGCUGGCUCUCCCUCCUCUCUCUAAACGUGGACCUGAAACUCCAGCACCUCGACUUCUGGGCCAGCCUCCAUGGCCAGGUCCCAGGAUUGUUGGACUGGGACAUGGGGAACGAGUCCUUUCUGGCCUUCACCACGACGCACCUGCCCUUAGCGGAACAGAACCUUGCCAGAUAUAAACUCCGAAUAGUUGAGCCACCAAAAUUGCCUCUGGGGAAAAAACCCAACCCUGAUAAUGAUGGUCCAGAUUUUGAGCCCAACCUGUGGAUGUGGGUAGACCCCAACAUCGUGUUACCUCCUGGAAAGCUGGAGGUCCCACAACCCAGUAAGGGGGAGAAUCUGACAAGCACAGUCCCCUCCCCUCAGCUGUCCCCCAAAGAAGAAGACUUUGCCCGCUAUGCAGAGGCCACAGUGGUGGAGUCACCAUCACCGUCCAGAGAGCAGUCUCCCCCUCGGAAGCGGUUUGCCUCUUCCCCCAGCACCUGGGAGCUCACAGAAGAGGAGGAGGCUGAGAACCAGGAUGACAGCUCCUCUGUGGCUCUCCCGUCCCCUCACAAAAGGGCCCCCCUCCAGAGUCGGAGGCUUCGGCAAACCAACAGCCAGGCGGGGAGGCUCUGGUCCCGGCCCCCUCUCAAUUACUUCCAUCUAAUUGCACUGGCAUUAAGAAACAGUUCCCCCUGUGGCCUCAACGUGCAACAGAUCUACAGUUUCACUCGACAACAUUUCCCCUUUUUCCGGACGGCUCCUGAAGGCUGGAAGAACACCGUGCGUCACAAUCUCUGUUUCCGGGACAGCUUUGAGAAGGUGCCGGUCAGCAUGCAGGAUGGGGCCCCCACGCGGCCUCGAUCCUGCCUCUGGAAGUUGACCGAGGAGGGACACCGCCGCUUUGUGGAGGAAGCCCGGGCCUUGGCCUCCACUCGGCUGGAAAGCAUCCAGCAGUGCAUGAGCCAGCCAGGUGUGAGGCCUUGUCACACGUGGGGCCGAGGGGAGGGGACCUGAAGAUCCCUACCCGAGGCUGAGUGUGCAGGGCAGAAGCCAAGGUCACACCAUGCGACAGUGGGGGGUGGGUACCUUCUGUAGGAAGAGGAAAGGACAGCAGUGGUCUGGGACCUGGGGUGGUGCCUGCCUGAGGUGGGUCCCCACACAUAAUCAUGGGAUAUGAGGUACCAGGAGCUGAUGGAGACACAGCUAAGGUCCCUCCUCAGAGUCCAGCAGCCUGGGAAGAUGUGGACCACACAAUGUGAGAAGCAUGGUAUGAGAGGUUGUUUGCAAAGGGGGCUUUUUCUUUUCCUGGAGACCAGGUGGCAUUUGGGCCUUGAGAGAGGAGAGAUGGAUCACCUGCUGUGAGAGGGCGUUCCAGGCUUAGGGAACAGCAGCUGCGAAGGGCAGAUAGAUCCCUUUCACUUUCUUCUUUCCUUACAGAUGUGAUGCCCUUUCUCUUUGACCUUUAAGUUCAAGAACCAA